AUGGAUAACCAGGUGCCUCCAAAGUCCAGUGAGUGCAAUGAAAAGAUUGGGGUGGAUGAGAUGGUCCAGCGUUACGCCGGAGAGUUCGGUCCAUGGCAGCUCCGGCACUUCAUGCUUACUAGUGUUGCAUGGACUCUCGGUGCGUUCCAGGGAAUGGCAGUAGUGUUUGCCGAUCACCGGCCAAAGUGGAGGUGUAUAAGCGGCGGUGCUUGCCCAGAGACUAUGUGUGGGUUGCCGCAUGAUGCAUGGGAGUGGGAUGGUGGUCGAAGGACGUCAACAGUGGCAGAGUGGGAUCUUGUUUGCAAGGACAUGUAUAAGGCUGGGAUACCACAGUUUGCUUUCUUUGUCGGAUGUAAUGGGACAUUUGGGCAUCUUUCCGACUCAUUCCUAGGGAGGAAAAGGGCAUUGGCUUUAGCCUGUGCCAUGGGAGCUACCUUUGGUUUCCUCACCUCUCGAUCUCCAUCCUUCUACUUUUACACAUUAUUUCGCUUCGUCACUGGAGUGAGCACCGGUGGUGCCGGAACCUCCGUCUUCGUUCUCACCACCGAACCUAUCGGCCCGUCCAAACGCGCUACCAUGGGCAUAUGCACUACUUCUUUGCCAUUGGCACCAUUCUCCUGUCCAUCAUCUCCUACUUCCACCAUUCAUGGCGUUCACUCUACAUCAUCACCUCAAUCCCUUCCAUCAUGCAAGACAUUGCAAAAUCCAAUGGGAAACAAAUACCUGAUGGAGUCUCACUAUCAUUUGGAUUGUGGCACUGAUCAAACUGUGGUAUCUGGUUCAAUCAUUGAUGUUAUCCGUUCUCCGGUCACUCGCCUACGGUUUAUACUUGCUGUAUCCGUCAAUUUCUUGUGUUACGUUGCGUACUACGGUCUAUGUCUUAAUGUGAUGAAUCUUAAGACUAAUCUUUAUCUUGGUGUGAUACUUAAUGGUGUUGCAGAGAUGCUAGCUUAUAUGCUUACUGCUGUGGCUCUGAAGUGGGUUGGGAGGAGGCCAUUGACAGUGGGGAUGAUGUUGUUUAGUGGUGUGGUUUGUGGGGUUGGGAGUUUGAUGGGGGAUGUGGGGGCGGUAAGGAAGCUGAGGAUGAUAUGUGGUGUCAUGGGUAUAUUUGCAAUGACCUCAACAUAUAAUUUGUUGUUUGUUUAUGCAUCAGAAUUGUUUCCGACUGUUGUGAGGAACACGGCAGUUGGUUGCGUUUCGCAGGCCGGGCAGAUAGGGGCCAUGGUGGCAACAUUUGUGGUGGUUAUAGGGGGUAGAUGGCCAUUUAUUGUGUUUGCAGUUUGUGGGGUGGUCGGAGGAGUAUUAGCUUGGUUACUACCGGAGACUUUAAAUCAACCUUUGUAUGAUACAAUGGGUGGGUUGGAGAAGGGUGAGCUUCAAAAGAGUGAGGCAGUAAGGGAUGGAUGA
Messenger RNA from Dioscorea cayenensis subsp. rotundata (Guinea yam), 1407 nucleotides. Its product is annotated as organic cation/carnitine transporter 4-like. The coding region runs from base 1 to 1407 and encodes 468 amino acids. The record is from RefSeq and is a predicted model, not a curated record. Gene Ontology annotation, biological process: transmembrane transport. Lineage: Eukaryota; Viridiplantae; Streptophyta; Magnoliopsida; Dioscoreales; Dioscoreaceae. Gene Ontology annotation, cellular component: membrane. Gene Ontology annotation, molecular function: transmembrane transporter activity. The transcript has 3 exons.